Populus nigra (black poplar) is the source of this 927-nucleotide messenger RNA. Its product is annotated as oxoglutarate-dependent flavonoid 7-O-demethylase 1-like. The transcript has 4 exons. Lineage: Eukaryota; Viridiplantae; Streptophyta; Magnoliopsida; Malpighiales; Salicaceae. The coding region runs from base 1 to 927 and encodes 308 amino acids. The record is from RefSeq and is a predicted model, not a curated record.
AUGGAUCCAAAAGUCGAAAAUGGAGCAACGCAGGGAGAUGAGGUGCCGACUUGGGGAAAAUCUUUGCCAGUGCCAAGCGUCCGAGAAAUGAUAACAAACCAUGGUGUCCCAGAAAAGGUGCUGAAGAAAAUGAAAGCUGCUGUGGCAGCAUUUUAUGGACUUCCACUGGAAGAGAAAAGCAAGUACGCAAUGGCAGCGGAUGAUAUUCAAGGAUAUGGCAAAGUCUAUGUAGUCUCUGAUCAUCAAAAACUCGAUUGGUGUGACAUAAUGGUCUUGAUGACACUCCCGCCCGAAUACAAGAAAAUGAAAUACUGGCCGGUUGCAAUACCAGGUUUCAAAGAGGCAGUAGAAGAGUACACAACAGAAACACUUAAGCUGGCUGAGGAGAUCUUUGCCAACAUCUCUUUGUUAAUGGGAAUGGAUAAAGAUGCUGUAAAACGGUUGCAUGGGAAGAUCAUGAAGCAAGCAAUUCGAAUGAACUACUAUCCAACCUGCUCGAGGCCUGAUCUUGUGGUUGGUGUUAGUCCACAGUCUGAUCCAAGCGCCAUAACCUUACUUCUCCAGGAUGAUGAUAUCACUGGUCUCCAGAUAAGGCACAGGGAAGGAUGGGUUCCUGUGAAACCAAUUCCAAAUGCUAUAGUAGCAAAUAUUGGUGAUGUUAUUGAGGGUUGGAGCAAUGGAGUAUACAAAAGCAUUGAGCACAUAGCGGUGACGAAUGUGACAGCGGCAAGAAUGUCCGUUGCAACAUUUGUGAUCCCGGAUGACGACGUGGAACUAGGUCCAGUGGAGACAAUGGUGGAUGAUUAUAAUCGCCCUGUAAUGUACAAAAGCAUCAAGUAUGGCGAUUACCUCAGAUAUACUUUCUCAAAGAAAAUGGAUGGAAAGGCCAACACCGAGCUUCUCAAAGUUGGAAACGAAAGCAUUUGA